GGGCUCGCAUACUGCAGGUCAAAGGUACAAGCGUUACAGGUAUCAGAAUGAGACUACAGAAUGUUGCCGUGUUACUGACAGUGUUAGCUGGGGUUGUGACCUCCCGUGACCCCCUGUACAGCAAUGAGUGGGCUGUGCAGGUGGAGGGAGGACAGGAGGAGGCCGUCAGACUAGCUGACAAACAUGGCUUUACAUACGGCGGAAAGAUAUUUGGAGACUACCACCUGUUAAGACACAGCCACGUCUCAAGACGUUCUACAAGUGACAGCCAUGAGAAGCACUACGGGCUACUUAAAGAAAACUCCGAUGCAGCCCUGAGUACCGAUGUGGUAGAUGGAGACAGGGAUCCCUCCCAUCCCGCGGACUCUACAGGACAUGGUACGAAGGUUGCAGGCGUGGCCACAGCUGUCGCUAACAACAGUCUGUGUGGUGUGGGCGUGGCGCCCGCGGCUAAAGUCGGAGUUAUGUGUAAGAUAGACUUUGACAUGUUGACAGAAUGA
Messenger RNA from Branchiostoma floridae (Florida lancelet), 500 nucleotides. Its product is annotated as proprotein convertase subtilisin/kexin type 5-like. Gene Ontology annotation, molecular function: serine-type endopeptidase activity. Bases 48 to 500 code for a protein of 150 amino acids. Gene Ontology annotation, cellular component: Golgi membrane; trans-Golgi network. Gene Ontology annotation, biological process: protein processing. NCBI's taxonomy places the organism in Eukaryota, Metazoa, Chordata, Leptocardii, Amphioxiformes, Branchiostomatidae. The record is from RefSeq and is a predicted model, not a curated record. The transcript is spliced from 6 exons.